Messenger RNA from Cordyceps militaris CM01, 2448 nucleotides. Its product is annotated as phosphoinositide phosphatase (Sac1), putative. The record is from RefSeq and is a predicted model, not a curated record. Gene Ontology annotation, cellular component: endoplasmic reticulum. The transcript is spliced from 5 exons. NCBI's taxonomy places the organism in Eukaryota, Fungi, Ascomycota, Sordariomycetes, Hypocreales, Cordycipitaceae. Gene Ontology annotation, biological process: phosphatidylinositol dephosphorylation. Bases 1 to 2448 code for a protein of 815 amino acids. Gene Ontology annotation, molecular function: phosphatidylinositol-4-phosphate phosphatase activity.
AUGCCGUACAUAGCUGUCUGCUGCUUGUACAGAUUAGAACUUGCCUCUUUUCUGGACGGCAAGCCUACCAGCCGUGGCGGGUUGCACCUGCUCCGCCCCGGCCAGGCGCCUCCAGUCAGGGCGCUGGGCACUCUCAGCUUCGCCCUGCCGCCUCUGCCUCUGCCUCUGCCUCGUUGGCCUCAAUUUUACCAACCUUCCAUCCCACCAUCCACCUCCUCGGCCGCCCGUCCGAAGCUUGCCUCGUCCUCCCGCAUCGCUCACCCUCCAUUGAGGCGCAUUCACUGCUGCCCCUCACUACUUGAAUCGCGUCCGGCACGCCCUCCCGACACCAUGGCCCCCAUCACCGGCCCCUUGUUCCCGUACCGCGAUAUCAACCUGCGUGUUAGCAACGACGCCUACACCUUCACCUCGCCCUCCUCCCCCAAUGCCCCGGCGUUGGUCCUCGACCGUCCUACCGGCGAUGUCAGCUUAACCGAACCGUCUCUGCAAUCAACCAAGCGCGCCACUCGCGUCUCCAGUGUUGCCGGUGUCCUCGGUCUCAUUCAGCUCAAGCUUGACAAAUAUGUUAUUAUUCUCAACAAGACCAAACCUGUUGGCCGCCUCAAGGGCCAGAUGGUGUACAAGGUCCUUGCCGCCGAGAUUCUACCCAUGCGCGAACGCCAGAUCCACGAUCCGGACGAGGACACCUUUGUUCGCCUACUCGAAACCUUCCUCAAGAAGGCGCCUCUCUACUUUUCCUACUCUCUCGAUCUCACAAACUCGUUCCAAAGGCAGUCCCAGGCCGACACCACCAAGCCCCUCUGGAUGCGCGCCGACGACCGCUUCUUCUACAACAGGUUCCUUCAGUCUGAUCUCAUCAACUUUCGCAACCUCGGCUCUCGCGCCCAGCCUGGCCCCCAGCCUGCUAUCGACCCCUUCAUCCUUCCCUGUAUGUUUGGCAUGUUUGAGAUGAAGCAAACUUCGUUCAAAGGCACUCCUCUCAGCCUUACUCUCAUCUCCCGCCGGUCUAGAUACCGUGGUGGCACCCGAUUCUUCACCCGUGGUGUUGACGAGGAAGGUCACGUCGCCAACUACAACGAAACGGAGCAAGUUGUUAUUCUCAAUGAGGCCAGCACCGGAAUGGGCGGUUUUGCUGGCAGUACCGAUAUGCAGAGCGGAAAGCUAGGUGGUACCGACGGCAAGGAGAUGCAAAUCAUGUCUUACGUCCAAACUCGAGGCAGUGUUCCCACAUAUUGGUCCGAGAUCAACAGCUUGCGUUACACCCCCAAGCUCCAAGUCCGGGGCACACAGGCUGCUACCGCCCCCGCUGCGCGCCAUUUCGACGAGCAGAUCCGCAUCUACGGCGACAACUACCUUAUCAACUUGGUCAACUCCAAGGGCCGUGAGCGCAAUGUCAAAGAGUCAUAUGAACAAAUGUGCCAGGCUCUUUCUCGAGCUGGUAGUGCCGCCGAUGCUACCAACGAAAAGUUCACCGUGACCCCAAGCAGCAGCAGCCGCAACCACUUUGACAGGAUUCAUUACGUCUACUUUGACUUUCACACCGAGACCAAGGGUAUGAGAAUGGACAAGGCAUACAACCUGGUCACACGCAUGCACCAAAGGCUCGAGACACAGUCGUACUUCCGUGGCGUGGAUAUGCCCGGCGGUCUCGAUGACAAGCUCGAGGCCCGCAGCCUGCAAACCAGCGUCAUGCGCACCAACUGCAUGGAUUGCCUUGACCGCACCAACGUUGUUCAAAGCAUGUUUGCUCGUGCUGUCCUCGACCGCAUCUUCGGCGAGCUCGGCCUCAUGCCCCGUGGCGCCUCCUUCCGCGACCAGGACCCCGAUUUCGAAUUUCUCUUUCGCAAUCUGUGGGCCGACAACGCCGAUACUGUCUCUGGCUCCUACUCGGGCACUGGAGCCAUGAAGACAGAUGUCACCCGUACGGGUAGCCGCACCAAGCUUGGCGCCCUUCAGGAUGGACGCAUUGGCGUCACACGCUACUUCCUCAACAACUUUCUCGACGGUCCUCGCCAGGACAGCUUUGAUAUCUUCCUUGGUGCCUACCAACCUGGUAAAUCCGGCGUCGGCCUGGGGCGCAUAUUUGUCGACAGACGCCCUCUCCUAAUCCAGUCAAUCCCAUACCUGCUCGCUUUCAGUACCUUCAUCGUGUUUAUUGGCAUUUUCACUAAGCGCGAAGCCGAUGCAAGGGUCCUGCCUCUGCGAAUCUUUAUUCUUUUCUGGACCGCCGUUGCCGCAUGGUGUGUGCACUUCAUCUUCGGCCACGGCAUGCUCUACGUAAACUGGCCCAAACUUAACCCACGUUCCUUUGCGACUGAAGGCUACAACGAGCACUACUCCAAAGCACGCAAGGAUGCCUUGCUGGGCAGCUUUGUGGCCCGCCACGAACGCGGUCUCAGCACGGCACGCUUCCUUAGUGCUGAAGAGGGCAAGAAGAGAAUCGAGUAA